GCCUUCUUCCCUCUUCACUCUUGCCCUUCAAUCUGCGUACGGCUCGGCUCUCUAACAACAUGAGCCACAGGAAGUUCGAACACCCCCGUACGGGUUCCCUUGGUUUCCUGCCGCGUAAGCGUGCCAGGCGUCACCGGGGAAAGGUGAAGUCCUUCCCCAAGGAUGAUCCCUCGAAGCCCGUCCACCUUACGGCCUUCCUCGGUUACAAGGCGGGUAUGACCCACAUUGUUCGUGACUUGGACCGUCCUGGAUCAAAGAUGCACAAGAAGGAGGUCGUCGAGGCUGUGUCCAUCAUCGAGACACCUCCCAUGGUCAUCGUUGGUGUGGUUGGUUACGUUGAGACUCCCCGCGGUCUCCGCUCCUUGGCUACCGUGUGGGCUGAGCACCUGAGUGAUGAGGUGAAGCGUCGCUUCUACAAGAACUGGUACCGCUCCAAGAAGAAGGCUUUCACCAAGUACGCCAAGAAGUACGCCGACGGAGGCAAGCCCAUUGCCCAGCAGCUUGAGCGUAUUAAGAAGUACUGCCAGGUUGUGCGUGUCAUUGCCCACACCCAGAUUCGCAAGGUUAAGAUCGGUCAGAAGAAGGCCCACGUCAUGGAGAUCCAGCUCAACGGUGGCUCCGUCGCCGACAAGGUCAACUGGGCCAAGGAGCACUUCGAAAAGACUGUCGAUGUCAGCUCUAUCUUCGAACAGGAUGAGAUGAUCGAUAUUAUCGGUGUUACAAAGGGUCACGGUUUCGAGGGUGUCACUCACCGUUGGGGUACUAAGAAGCUUCCCCGUAAGACUCACAAGGGUCUCCGUAAGGUCGCUUGUAUUGGUGCAUGGCACCCGUCCCGAGUCAUGUACUCGGUUCCUCGUGCUGGUCAGGACGGUUACCACCACCGUACUGAAAUGAACAAGAAGAUCUACCGUGUCGGCAAGGCUGGUGACAAGAACAGCGGUGCCACCGAGUACGACCUUACCCAAAAGACGAUCACCCCUCUUGGUGGUUUCCCCCACUACGGUAUCGUCAACGAGGACUGGAUCAUGGUUAAGGGAUCCACCCCUGGUGUUAAGAAGAGGGUUCUUACUCUUCGCAAGUCUCUCCUGGUCCACACCAAGCGUUCGGCUUUGGAGAAGGUGCAGCUCAAGUUCGUCGACACCUCUUCCAAGUUCGGACACGGUCGUUUCCAGACUGCCAGCGAGAAGGCUUCCUUCUUCGGUACCCGCAAGAAGGACAUCCAGGCUUAGGAAGUUUUCAUUUGUGUUCAUUUACUUAUGCGGUGACGGUUAGCCGGUUCCUUUGACCUAAUAAUAAAAGUGCCUGGCUUGGUGUACAUAUUUGUUCCUUAUUCUCAGCGUGCUGUUUAUAUUGGCAAGCAAUUUUGUCUAACCGUCGGUGAAACCCUUGUGCAUUUGCUUAGGCAGCUAUACUGUACAAAUGUGGGCUGCUCCAAGAUGUCGCUCUUCAGAAAGUUUAUGAUCGUAUGCGCAUUCGAAAACGAAUUGUUUCUAUGGUUGCAUCGAAGCGGGUUCAACAGGAACCGAAUGAUCA
Messenger RNA from Spizellomyces punctatus DAOM BR117, 1533 nucleotides. RefSeq names its product 60S ribosomal protein L3. The record is from RefSeq and is a predicted model, not a curated record. The coding region runs from base 60 to 1229 and encodes 389 amino acids. Gene Ontology annotation, molecular function: RNA binding; structural constituent of ribosome. The transcript is spliced from 3 exons. Lineage: Eukaryota; Fungi; Chytridiomycota; Chytridiomycetes; Spizellomycetales; Spizellomycetaceae. Gene Ontology annotation, biological process: ribosomal large subunit assembly; translation. Gene Ontology annotation, cellular component: ribosome; cytosolic large ribosomal subunit.